ACGAAAACGAGGAUGGUAAUCAGGGAACUCUCGCACGCACGGAAAUCCUCGCACAGUGAACCAACUCUACCACGAUUAAGCGUUAACCAUUCAACUAACACUAGUUAACUGCUUGUUAAAGCCUAAACCCCUCCUCCUCCUCCUCCUCCUCCAGCCCCCAGCGUUCCGAACUCUCUCCUUGGCAUUGCUGCUGUUUUGGGCUCCUCUGGUCGAACUAACAGACGCCAUGAGUGUAAUGGGCCGCCUUUUCCUUGUUCUCUGUCUGUUCGGCUUCUUCUCGGCCAAAGCUCACAAUAUCACUGAGAUACUAUCGAAAUCUCCAGAAUACGGCCAGUUUAACAGCUACCUCAGCCAAACGAAGCUCGCCGACGAGAUCAAUAGUCGCCAGACGAUAACCGUCCUGGUUUUCAAAGACGCCGCCAUGUCCUUUCUCGCGGCCAAUCACCCCCUCGCCGCCAUCAAAAAUGCCCUCAGCAUCCACGUGCUCUUGGACUACUUCGACGCCCUUAAGCUCCACCAGAUCUCCGGAGGCACCGGUCUCACUACCUCGCUCUACCAAACUACCGGAAAUGCGCCGGAGAAUCUAGGUUUUGUCAAUAUUACCGAUUUGAAGGGCGGAAAGGUCGGCUUCGGGUCGGCUGCGCCGGGGUCGCCUAUCGACUCGACUUACACCAAGGAGGUGAAGACGAUUCCGUAUAACAUUUCGGUUUUGGAGAUCAACCAGCCGAUCAUAGCGCCGGGGGUUUUGGACGCGCCGGUUCCGUCGGCUUCGGAGAACAUUACAGCUUUGCUUGAGAAGGCCGGGUGCAAGACGUUCGCGACGUUGAUUAUGGCGAGCGGCGUGUUCAAGGCCUACCAGGCGGCGGCGGAGAAAGGGUUAACGGUGUUUGCUCCGUCGGACGAGGCGUUUAAGGCGGCGAAUGUGCCGGAUCUGGCGAAGCUCACGAACGCCAACCUGGUGGCGCUCCUGCAGUACCAUGCUCUCGCUAGUUACUCUCCAAUUGGCACGUUGAAGGCGACUAACGAGCCGAUUAGCACGCUCGCCACCAACGGCGCGGGAAAGUUUGAUUUGACCGUUGCCACCAACGGCGACGAGGUGACUUUGAAGACGGGACUCGACUCUUCUCGAAUCGGCAGUACUGUCAUCGACGCCAUGCCACUCUGCAUUUUCACCGUCGAUAAUGUACUCCUUCCGGCUGAGUUGUUCGGGAAGGCACCGUCUCCGACACUUGCGCCGGAACCUGUCAAGUCGCCGUCGCCGUCGCUGUUGCCUUCUCCUUCUAAAUCUCCUGCACCGGUGGUUUCUGCCCCCAGCCCGGCCCCGGUAUCAGCUAGGGCUCCAGCGCCGGCCCCGGUAUCAGCUAAGGCUCCGGCGCCGGCUCCGGUAUCAGCUAAGGCUCCGGCACCGGCCCCGGCCCCGGUAUCAGCUAAGGCUCCAGCGCCGGCCUUAGAAACUCCAGAAGGAGCUCCGGCGCCGUUUAUAGAAUCUCCGGAUGGAGCUCCGGCGGAGGGACCGGGCGAGGCGCCGCACAGCACGUCGGAUAACGGCGACGUGAAAGCCCCAGCAUUGCUUAAAGCGCUGUUCAUAGUGUCAGUCUCCGUUGCUAUAUCAGGGUUCUUGUCGUAAAUGGUACUUCGAUCGACGUCUAUUUGGGGUUUUAGCUUAUUCAUUUUGUUUUUUUUCUUUAUUUUAUAAUUCUAUGGGUAGAUUAGUCUUUCUCAUAAUUUGGUUUGAUAUUUAUUUAAUUUGGGGGGAGUUGAGUGGACAAGCUGCGCAUUGUAGCAGCUGAUGGUGAUUUUGAGCAUUCGUGCGCGUGCGUGGUGUGCUUAUAUGAUCUGAGUGGACGCUGUUUCCCUUUGGUCGACGCUAUUUUAUUUUGUCCUUUUGAUUAAGCUUAAAACUUAUAAAAAACUAUAUAA
This is a messenger RNA of Diospyros lotus (date-plum), 1920 nucleotides long. RefSeq names its product fasciclin-like arabinogalactan protein 8. The transcript has a single exon. The record is from RefSeq and is a predicted model, not a curated record. Gene Ontology annotation, cellular component: plasma membrane. Lineage: Eukaryota; Viridiplantae; Streptophyta; Magnoliopsida; Ericales; Ebenaceae. Bases 227 to 1627 code for a protein of 466 amino acids.